This is a messenger RNA of Staurois parvus, 1727 nucleotides long. The record is from the annotation of a GenBank genome assembly. NCBI's taxonomy places the organism in Eukaryota, Metazoa, Chordata, Amphibia, Anura, Ranidae.
AUGUCUCCGGGGGCGGCGGAGGGGAGCCGGGGCUCGGUGUGCCGCUCCUCGUACGGCCGCUUCCACCAGGCGGAUGACGAGUACAGCCGGAGAUACGGCUCCUUCCCCGCCCCCCGCCGCCGCCUCAUGAAGGAGAAAGUCCGCCGGAUGUUCAGCUUCGCCUACGACGGAUACAUGAGCUUCGCCUUCCCGGAGGACGAGCUCAACCCCAUCGACUGCCGGGGGAGGGGGCCGGACACCGGCAACCCGUUGAACCUCAACAUCAACGAUGUCCUGGGGAACUAUUCGCUCACCCCUCAUCGAUGCCCUGGACACGCUAGCGGUGAUGGGGAAUGUCACGGAGUUUCCAGAGAGCUGAAUCCUUCGUGAUAGACACCCUGGUGUGUCAUUUGGAUAAAGAUUCCACGGUUAUCAGGUGUUCGAGGCGACAAUUCGGAUUCUGGGAAGUCUUCUGUCUGCACACACAUCAUCCUGACUGACAGCAAACAGCCGUUCGGCAACAUGACGGUAAACGGAUAUGAUAACGAACUCCUCCAUAUGGCCCAUGACCUUGCCGUUCGCCUCCUGCGGCCUUCGAGAACACCAAGACUGGCAUGCCUUAUCCAAGGGUGAACCUACAGAAAGGGGGUCCCUCCGGCAGCCUGAAUGAGAACCUGCACCGCCGGAGCCGGUUCCCUCCUGGUGGAGUUUGGGGCGAUCCUGAGCCGGCUUCUGGGAGACUCCACAUUUGAGUGGGUGGCUCGCCGAGCUGUGCAAUCCUCUGGAGUCUACGCAGCAAUCAUACCGGACUCCUAGGCAAUGUGGUGGACAUCCAGACGGGGGAGUGGGUCGGGAAAGCAGAGCGGCCUCGGUGCCGGUCUAGAUAUUCCUUCUUCAGUACCUGCUGAAGUCCUACAUCUUGUUUGGGGAAGAGGAGGAUCUGCGCAUUGUUUAAUGAAGCCUAUAAAAGUAUCCGGAACCACUUUACGGAGAGGGGAGAGGCGUGUAAUGAAGGUGAGGGGGACCCCCCGCUGUACGUCAACGUGAACAUGUUAAAUGGCCAGAUCAUGAACCACGUGGAUCGACUCUCUGCAGGGCAAUUCUUUCCCCGGGCCGUCCAGGUGCUGAAAGGAGACAUCGAGGACGCCAUCUGCCUGCACGCCUUUUACUACGCAAUCUGGAAGAGAUUCGGCGCUCUGCCUGAGAGAUACAAUUGGCAGCUGCAAACCCCCGACGUCUCCUUCUACCCUCUGAGGCCAGAGCUGGUGGAGUCCACCUACCUCUUGUAUCAGGCCACUAAGAAUCCCUUCUACCUCCAUGUGGGGAUGGACAUCCUCCUCAGUCUGGAGAAACACGCCAAAGCCAAAUGCGGGUAUGCCACUCUGCACCAUGUGGUGGACAAGUCUCAGGAGGAUCGCAUGGAAAGCUUCUUCCUGAGUGAGACCUGCAAGUACCUCUUCUUGCUUUUCGAUGAAGAAAAUCCGGUGCACACGACGGGCAAUAACUAUCUGUUCACCACGGAGGGUCACCUCCUCCCCCUGGAUCCUCGCUUCAGGAACAAAGCUUGGAAGGACAUCUUCACCUCGGAGAACAAAGCACAAACCAGAUCCCCGAAAACUGUCCCAGACCAAAGUGCGAGCCGCCAACACCAGCACCAAUUGUUACAGAGUCCCGGAAGAACGGCGGUACUCCCUCCCUCUGAAGAGCGUCUACAUGCGUCAGAUCGAUCAGAUGGUGGGGCUCCUAUA